AAGGAUUUGAAGCGUUAAAGUUUCCUGGGGAUUUUAUACGGACAACAUUUAAAAGACUAUAAUACCCUUUAGCAUUUGAAAUAGUAUUGUUUCUGAGGCUCUCAGCUUUUUCUGCUGAGGCCGAAGCGACCAGGAGAAGACGAUGGAGAGCAUCCACCGUUUCUCAAAUCGCCUAUUUCCCAUCUCCAUUGCUGAGAAAUGCUUCAGAAACUCGAAAUGCAAUCGAUUUCUGAGACACCCAUCUCUGUGUAUCCAUGGAAAUAGCGAAAGAUUGUUAAAAUUGGGACCUUCAGAGAUGAAUAGAGCCUUCAAUGGUGAUUUCAUGACUAGAAGAACCUAUAACUCAUCUUCUUCGACUGCACGAGCAGGAGUAGGAUGGUUUCGGGGCUUCGGAGAGAAGAAGCCCAAUUUGCCUGAGAUAGUGAAAGCCGGAGAUCCCGUUCUUCACGAGCCUGCGUCAGAUGUCAGCGUCGAUGAAAUUGGGUCGGAGAAGAUGCAGAAACUAAUUGAUGAUAUGAUUAAGGUCAUGAGGAAUGCACCUGGGGUUGGUCUUGCUGCUCCUCAGAUUGGAAUACCUUUGAAGAUAAUUGUUUUGGAGGAUACAAAAGAAUAUAUUAGUUAUGCUCCAAAGGAAGAAACUAGAAAACAAGACCGACGCCCAUUUGAUCUUCUGGUAAUACUGAAUCCAAAACUUAAAAAGAAGAACAACAAAACUGCAUUAUUCUUUGAAGGGUGUCUAAGUGUUGAUGGAUACAGAGCAGUUGUUGAGCGUUACCUCAAUGUUGAGGUUACAGGAUUGGAUCGUUAUGGUCAACCCAUCAAAGUAGAUGCAUCAGGUUGGCAGGCUCGUAUACUACAGCAUGAGUGUGAUCACUUGGAUGGAACAAUAUAUGUUGACAAGAUCGUCCCCAGAACAUUCCGGACUGUUGAGAAUUUGGAUUUGCCUCUUCCUACAGGGUGCCCCAAGCUUGGAGUUUGCUAGCUUAUAUUUAGAAUUUUUCAGGGGGUCUUCUCUCCCCCAUUACCAUUCCUUGAAAAAAAAUACUAUUUAAUCCCUGUGAUGAAAAUUCAACAAAUCUGCUCAUUAGUGGUGGUUUUGAAGGCAACUACAUAUUAAGCAAAAAAAUUUACUAGUGGUGUUCCUGGAGUUAA
This is a messenger RNA of Macadamia integrifolia, 1152 nucleotides long. Its product is annotated as peptide deformylase 1A, chloroplastic. Lineage: Eukaryota; Viridiplantae; Streptophyta; Magnoliopsida; Proteales; Proteaceae. The coding region runs from base 143 to 982 and encodes 279 amino acids. Gene Ontology annotation, molecular function: peptide deformylase activity. The record is from RefSeq and is a predicted model, not a curated record. Gene Ontology annotation, biological process: N-terminal protein amino acid modification; peptidyl-methionine modification. The transcript is spliced from 4 exons. Gene Ontology annotation, cellular component: chloroplast; mitochondrion.